CAUCGACGGGGAUCAAGUUUGCAUCAACCCUUCAACGCGAAAUCAAUCGCAGACAACCCUAGUCUCAAUUGUAAAAGUAUCAGCGGUGGGUGACGUGGCUAGAUUCAAUUGGCUUCAUCGCCAUAGAAAUUUACGCAAACUUUACACUUCAAAGCCCACUUCGACCAGUAGUCAGAGGAGGGUUGUUCCUCCCCCUUUCUCCGUCUUGCAUUCUUGAUCGUCAACGUCUCCUUCCAGAGCCAGAAACCCUGGAAAGGGUUCCCGUAUGCGAGUAGAAGAGCCAAGGACGGAUUUGCAAAAUUUUAAGUCACUUUUUUCAAGGACAUGGGACCAACAAGAGAAAGCAACCAGUACAAAAUUCAACGGCAGGGUCCAAGCUUGUUGUUAAGAGCAAUUCAAGAAAGAAUGUCUGCCAAUAAAGAGAAGGAAGAAACUACUGAGUUGCCAGAAACUAAGUGGGGAUGGGUGGCACCUCUUCCACAGGACUUGGUUUUCAAGAUUCUGCUACUACUUCCUGCCGAAUCUCUUCACAGGUCGACCUUUGUAUGCAAGGCAUGGUUUAAUUUGAUUAAGAGCUCCAAUUUCAUUGAAGCCCAGAUUCCUCUGUCUGAAACUGUCUUUAUCUUUCUAGAGACAAUUUCCCAAAGAAGGCCUAAGACUUUCUAUAUUGAAUCCAAGCUUGGUCUGUCACAAGAUCCAGAACAGUACUCAAUUUUUAUCACAAGGCAACCUUAUAGAUCUUAUCUCAAUUUCUUGGAGAUACAAGAUGGAAAGGGAAAGGUUAACAAGUCCAGUGUAAGUGGCUUUAAGGUUGUCCUAGCAACAUGUAAUGGUUUGAUUUUGGCUACAUGUGAACAGAAUGGCGGGUUACUAGUAAUGAAUCCAGUGACUAGGAAGCUGAUUGCAAUUCCGCUAGGUACUAUUGUUCCUCGUAGUGAGUCAUAUGGGUUCAUUUUCAGCCACUUGACAAGGGAAUAUAAAGUGGUUCACUUAUUUCGGGAUGAAAGUAGACAUAUUGGUUGUGAGAUACUGAGUCUUAGUACAAGAAAAUGGCGGGGAGUGGAUGGACCUUCUUUUGGACUAUUUAGACGGUUCCAUUACAGUCCAGUUGCAGCAAUUGGAGCCUUGCAUUGGCUUCCUGACAAACAUGGCUGCCGUGACCUAGUGUCAAUGAGCUUUGAUGAUGAAAAGUUUCACACCACGAAUCUUCCCCUUCCCAGCAGCGUAAAUGAUAGACUAGUGGAGAUUGGGGGAUUUCUGGGGUUCGUGGCUCGUGUCGGGCUGAAUAAAAUAGAGGUGUGGGUGUUGAAGGGAUUACAAGGGGAAUCUUGGGUAAAGAGGCAUAUAAUCACCAGUGACAUACAAGAUCUGGCUCCCCUUUCCACUUUGCAGCAUGGCAGAGAGAUGGUGUUCAAGGGAAGCAGAGAUUCCUCAUUUUGUACUUACAAUUUCGAAAGCCGAGAGAUGAAGAAGGUUGAGAUGGAAACUGAGACUGUCCACGGCAGCCGCAGAUCUUACCUCCCUCAUGUCAAUACCCUUGCCUCGUGGGAGAGCCUUGGGGCCCUGUGGUAGAAGCCAUAUAAUGUGUCUUUAGAAUGAAGCAAUUUGAAAUGUUUAUGCGUAGUGCAAGUAGUAUGAACUUUGUAAAGUGAAGCCCAUGGUGGCGUGCGUUGCUGUGUGACUGGACAUGGAUGGUUCUAUGCUGUUGUGCUUUGGAGUAUAAUUUUCAUGUAAAGGAGCAGAUUAUCUAAAGAGUUCUCUCUCUGGUUUUGCUGCCUUUAUGGCAUACAUUUAGACGUCUGCGAAUUCCAUUUUCUUCUCAUU
Molecule: messenger RNA, 1824 nt
Organism: Diospyros lotus (date-plum)
Lineage: Eukaryota; Viridiplantae; Streptophyta; Magnoliopsida; Ericales; Ebenaceae
Product: putative F-box/kelch-repeat protein At3g17280
Exons: 2
Coding region: 325-1572 (415 amino acids)
Molecular function (GO): protein binding
Source: RefSeq, a predicted model, not a curated record